Rodentolepis nana is the source of this 180-nucleotide messenger RNA. The record is from the annotation of a GenBank genome assembly. Lineage: Eukaryota; Metazoa; Platyhelminthes; Cestoda; Cyclophyllidea; Hymenolepididae.
GAACCGUGUACAUGUGGCCGAUGGGUAACUCCUGCUUUCCACUUCUCUCGGAAGCACUUAGACGAAUUGAAAACACUACCGCCGGCACCUCCACUUCCUGCAACCCCAGUUACCCCUUCAAAAUCAUCGACAGAAACCGCUAUUGUCGCCCUUGAAAGUCAGACCGCUGGCACUGCUUAG